Messenger RNA from Zingiber officinale, 1055 nucleotides. Its product is annotated as dof zinc finger protein DOF3.1-like. Bases 189 to 926 code for a protein of 245 amino acids. The record is from RefSeq and is a predicted model, not a curated record. NCBI's taxonomy places the organism in Eukaryota, Viridiplantae, Streptophyta, Magnoliopsida, Zingiberales, Zingiberaceae. Gene Ontology annotation, molecular function: DNA binding; DNA-binding transcription factor activity. Gene Ontology annotation, biological process: regulation of DNA-templated transcription. The transcript is spliced from 2 exons.
CCUUUUCAGAUCGCAAGUUGCAAGCCACAUCAUUUCGUACAGAGUCCGAAUCAAUCCUUCUCUCCUUUCUAUCUUUCUCUUUAUUUAUUAAUGAGUUGAGUGUUGAGGGAAGAAGAACUCUGCUACUGUUUUCUUUGUGCCUUAUAAUUAUUUCACUAGUUCUUUUUAGAUCUUCAACCUCUGCAUGCAUGGAGACUUCUAACGCUUACUACCAGACAAUGGCAGCAGGACAUGGAGUCGAGGAAACAGCAGCGAGAUGCGCUAAGACCCAACAGCUACAGCAAGCACAAGAGAGAAAACUGAGGCUUUCUCCCACAGAGCAAGCCCUGCAGUGCCCUAGGUGUGCCUCCACCAACACCAAGUUCUGCUACUACAACAACUACAGCCUCUCCCAGCCCAGGCACUUCUGCAAGGGCUGCAGGAGGUACUGGACUCAAGGAGGCUCCCUCAGAAACGUCCCUGUGCGUGGUGGUUGCAGAAAGCACAAGAAACAUUCAUCUUCUUCUUCUUCAUCAUCCUCCUCUUCCACUUCCAAGAAGGCAUCAUCGGAGCAGGAUCUCAGUAGCAGCACCACUGCCCUAGUCCCUCCGCCAAACCUGUAUUUUGCUGGCCAGCCACCGACCAAGCAGUUGGUGGGCACUAGUGGUUUUCUAGAUAUGCUAAGGAGUGGGUCGGUGGACAGUGCAGCUGCUGUUGGUGGUGGUGGUGCUGCUGCUGGCCAUAGCAGCUUUGGCAGCGUGUACUGUGGUGGGGAGGAGACUGCAGAGUUGUGGUUCGAGAAUACUCAAGCUGCAAGCCCUUCCACUAUCAACAACUAUCUGACAUGGCAGGAUGCAGCAGGGAGCAUAUUGUUGGAUUGCAGCUGGAGUGGUAAUGCAGCUGUUGGCAAUUCUUGGCAGGGGUUGAUCAAUACAUCUCUGCUGUGAAUUAAUCAAGCGAAAAGUUAGCUAAGUUGGCUACGAGUUGCUCUUUCCUCUAGAAUAUCAAGUUGUGUGUUUUGGAGACUCAUACUGUCAUAUGCAUCCUUUGAUAUUAAUUACUACGAGCGUUUGUCA